This is a messenger RNA of Pelobates cultripes (western spadefoot toad), 19837 nucleotides long. The record is from the annotation of a GenBank genome assembly. NCBI's taxonomy places the organism in Eukaryota, Metazoa, Chordata, Amphibia, Anura, Pelobatidae.
AUGUAUGAAUUCGUGCUGACUGUGUACAGACACACUGGGGUCACUCCCUUGUAGGAGGUAAUUAAAGGGUUUGUGGGUGUUCCCAGCACCGCCUGAGAGUGUUUGAGAGAGGUCUCAGGGGAGGCAGUGACAGAAAGAAAGAGACACUGUGGAAGGGAGAGACUGAGGACCAGGACUCACCAGACCCCCAGGUGCUGGACCUGAUUAAAGCAUGCUGCUAUAGAGAGGCCGCCAACUGCUGAAUGAGAGGGGAUUGAACGCACUGCAUUCUAAUGAGAGAAUACUAGAAUACUCCGCCGUUCCAUGGCAGCUGCUGUGUGUACUGUAUGAAGACAGUUUAAGAACAGACAGCCUGGUGACAGUGAGUCCCGACAAAAAUGUCUACGACCCUGAUAUCGAGCAUUACCUCAGGAUAUCAGGUGAGGGUAUUGAGAACAGCUGAGAUCUGUCUGUCCCCAUAGAGUCUCUGAGCUAUGCUGCUGACAGAGCACCCAGGAACCGCAGGCUCAGCAUUACUAGGCGGAACGAAGAGAAACAAAAGGGGGGGGGGGGGGAUUGCAGGGUUCAGCACCUCCAUACAGUGCAAUAAAUUUGGGGUUCCCUUAGGACACAAGAAGCAGGUUUAUGUAUAAAUCAACGUAUAGUGUAAGGGUUGUGUAUCAGAAGAGGCAGAGCAUGCAUACCCCAUUAACUUUUAAGUUAGGAAGAAAUAUACAAUGGAAUGCACAUGUUGCUAUGUACUCUAUGGUACAUACAGUGGGAUAUAGGAGAUACUAUAGUAGCGUUAAUUGCAGGGAAGGUGUACACAAUAAGGGAGAUCAGGUGUGUGAUUGAAAGAGGGCAACUUGCAGUGGUGCAUGGUCUGGAGUGUAAGAAUAUGCAGGCUGCAAGAGAGGGGAACUUGCAUUGUUACACUGCAGGUUCGUAUUGCUGUGGUGCAUAACCGAGCUGGCAUCAGAAACAGAGGGAAACUUUAAUUUGAUUUUAGAAAAUAAGGUACAUGAAUUAUCACACAGAGCCAAUAUGCAUGGUUUCCCAAUACUAAAAUAUAACUGGGAAAAAUGGGAAGAAAAAAUCAAAACAGUUUAUGGUCUUUGAUAUAUUUAUUGUUAAAGUGCAUUGAUGUAAAACAUUUUUCUUUUUGCCAUAUACUUUAUUAUGUUUAUUUCAUUGAUGGAUGGAUACCCCUUCCCAUUUCCAAGUUACCCCUCCUUUCCUACCCCUAAUACAAUGUUUGUAUUAUUAUCAUUUGUUAUAUAAAAAACUUUAAUAAAAAUUAUUUGAAAAGAAACAGAGGGAAACUAGGGAUUGCUGAGGUGGACUGGAACAGGAAGGGCAGUGGGAUUGCGGUGAUGCACUGCUCCAAAGAGGGCGGCGGCAUUGCAGUGGUGCGCUGCCCCCGAGGAGGAGGCGGCGGCAUUGCAGUGGUGCGCUGCCCCCGAGGAGGAGGCGGCGGCAUUGCAGUGGUGCGCUGCCCCCGAGGAGGAGGCGGCAUUGCAGUGGUGCGCUGCCCCCGAGGAGGAGGCGGCGGCGGCAUUGCAGUGGUGUGCUGCCCCCGAGGAGGCGGCGGCGGCAUUGCAGUGGUGUGCUGCCCCCGAGGAGGCGGCGGCGGCAUUGCAGUGGUGCGCUGCCCCCGAGGAGAGGGAGGCAUUGCAGUGGUGCGCUGCCCCCAAGGAGGUGGAGGCAUUGCGGCGCUGCACCCACUGCCCCUGAGAACUUGUGGUUUAUGCAAUUUGAAUGCUACAGGAGAAUGAAGGGGAUAGCUGUAAUGCAGUGCAUAUGUGAAUGCAUUUCACACAGGAUUAAUAUGGCAUAUUAACUAUCUUUGCUGCUGUUGCAGUGAAUUAACUUAUUUAAAUAUUCUAAUCUAGUGUUUAAGGGGAAGGGGUUGGUGACUUGUCUUUAUCACAUUUAUUCAUCUGGUGACGCUGAUUAAAGUUCCUAAAGAAGAGGAAACUGCUAGAAGCGUUCUCAUCAACACUUGUUUCUUUUUAUUCAUUUUGUGUGAUGAGCAUAGGCCUGUUAUAUUUGGAAAAUAUCAUUUGUGUUCAAUAUAUAUUUAAUCCCUUCAGCAAUAUGGGAUGUUGGGUGGCAGGGAGAGGGGCACUGCAGGAUUCUGCAGUGACCGGAAAAUGGAGUCCCUUUAAGCGACCAUUCCAUACCACCUUGACUGUCUAGUAUUUGUAGACUUUAUGCCUACUUUUACAGGGACACUAUAGUUACCAGAACAACUAGAAUCAUUCCGUCCAGGCUUUUUGCUGUAAACACUGUCUUUUCAGAGAAAAUGCAGUGUUUACAUUACAGCAUAGGGACACCUCCAAUGGCUGCUAGAGGUGCUUCCUGGGGCAGUGCUGCACAAUGAGCAGCACUGCCAUUCAAUAUCUCCACCCUCUGUAUGCAGACACUAAACUUUCCUCAUAGAGAUGCAUUGGUUCAAUUCAUCUCUAUGAGGAGAUGCUGAUUGGCCAGGACUGUGUUUGAAUUGUGCUGGCUCUGCCCCUGAUCUGCCUCCUUGACAGUCUCAGCCAAUCCUAUAGUGAAGCCAUAUUUAAAGAAACAGUAUAGUGACAUGAAUACAAAUGUCUCUAUAGUGUUAAAAUGCAGUUUAGUCCCCCUUGGCACUCUUUAAAAAGGUAAUAAACUUACCUUUAUUCCAGCACCAUUCGUGUUUCCUGCAGUUGGCUCCACCUCCUUGGCUGAGAUCAUCCAGAUUGACAAUCUCUGCCAAUCCUUUGUUUUCUUAUAGGAAAGCAUUGGGAGGCUAUUGCACAUGCGCAGCAAAACAUUGCGCUGCACCGAUCAGCAUCUCCUCCUACAGAUACAUUGAAUCAAUGCAACUCUGAGCGAACGUUCAGCGCCUCCACGCAGAGCGGGGAGACACUGACCAAGAAGGCACCUCAAGUGGCUGUAUGAGUGACGGUCACUAGAGGUGUUCCUAUGAUGUAAUGUGAAUACUUUCUUUUCUCUGAAAAGGCAGUGUUUACAUUAAAAAGCCUGCAGGGACAGGAUAUACAGUGUCUUGCAAAAGUAUUCACCCCCCUUGGCAUUUUUCCGUGUUUUGUUGCCUCACAGCUUGGAAUUAACAUGGAUUGUUUGAGGAUUUGCAUCAUUUAAUUUACAGAACAUGCCCACAACUUUGAAGAUUUUUUUUUUUUUUUAAAUUGUGAAACAAACAAAUAGGACAAUAUAACAGAAAAAGUCAAUGUGCAUAACUAUUCACCCCCCCUAAACUCAAUACUUUGUAAAGCCAUCUUUUGCAGCAAUCACAGCUCCAAAUCGCUUUGGAUAAGUCUCUAUGAGCUUGCCACAUCUUACCACUGGGAUGUUUGCCCAUUCCUCCUUGCAAAACUGCUCCAGCUCCUUCAAGAUGGAUGGUUUGCACUUGUGAACAUCUUUAAGUCUGACCACAGAUUUUACAUUGGAUUGAGGUCUGGGCUUUGACUAGGCCAGUCCAACAAAUUUACGUGUUUCCCCUUAAACCACUCAAGUGUUGCUUUAGCAGUGUAUUUGGUAUCAUUGUCCUGCUGGAAGGUGAACCUCCGUCCUUGCCUCAAAUCACGCACAGAGUGGUACAAGUUUUGCUCAAGAAUAUCCCUGUAUUUAGCACCAUCCAUCUUUCCCUCAACUCUGACCAGUUUCCCAGUCCCGGCUGCUGAAAAACAUCCCCACAGCAUGAUGCUGCUACCAUCAUGUUGCACUGUGGGGAUGGUGUUCUUUGGGUGAUGUGAUGGGUUCUCUCCAGACAUAGUGCUUUUCUUUGAUGGCUGAAAAGUUCAAUUUUAGUCUCAUCAGAACAGAGCACCUUCCUCCAUACUUUUUGGGAGUCUCCCACAUGCCUUUUCGCAAACUCAAAAUGUGCCAUUUUGUUUUUUGCUGAAAGUAAUGUAUUUCUUCUGGCCACUGUGCAAUAAAGCCCAACUCUAUAGAAACUCCAGUCUCUGUUGUGGAACUCUGCAGCUCCUCCAGGGUUACCUUAGGUCUCUGUGCUGCCUCUCUGAUUAAUGCCCUCCUUGCCCGGUCCGUGAGUUUUGGUGGGCGCCAGUCUCUGGGCAGGCUUGCUGCUGUGCCAUGUUCUUUCCAUUUGGUUAUGAUCGAUUUGAUGGUGCUCCUGGGGAUCAUCAAAGAUUUGGAUACUUUUUUUUUUUUAUUUUUUUAAUAACUUAACCCUGACUUGUACUUCUCAACAACAUUGUCUCUUACUUGUUUGGAGAGUUCCUUGGUCUUCAUGGCAGUGUUUGGUUAGUUGUGCCUCUUGCUUAGGUGUUGCAGCCUCUGGGGCCUUUCAAAAAAGGUGUAAUGACAGAUCAUGUGACACUUAAAUUGCACACAGGUGGACAUCAUUUCACUAAUUAUGUGACAUCUGAAUGUAAUUGGUCGCACCAGAGCAUUUUAUGGGCUUCAUAACAAAGGGGGUGAAUACAUACGCACAUGACAAUUUUCUGUUUUCUAUUUCUAAAAAAUAGUUUUAUGUAUAUAUAUUUUUCUCAUGUCACUUCACCAACUUAGACUAUUGUGUUCUGAUCCAUCACAUAAAAUUCAGAUUAAUAAAACAUUGAACCUAAGGCUGUAAUGUAACAAAAUAGGUAAAAAGUCAAGGGGGUGAAUACUUUUGCAAGGCACUGUAGGCACCAGUUUGGUGACUAUAGUGUCCCUUUAAGGAUACUAAAUAUGGGAGCUAUCUGCUGAACAGCCCGCUGUAUAUUUAAAUAUGGCAAUCCCACAGAAGGGUACCAAUUUUAUUUAGGGAGGUAUGUACUGAACGGUUAAAAGAUCAAAAUGAAGAAAUUACCCUUUUUCUUUUUUCCAUUUGUUUAGUAAAUAACUCCCUCAUUAGCUAUACUUUUCAAAAAAAAUGGAUCCUAAAUUAAUCGAUUUCAUUAUGGAUCCAUUUUCAAUUUCUGCCCAUUUUGAACUUGAGAUGUUUCCGAAUCGGCCAAAAUUCGAUACAAAAUGAAUUGCACAAGUCUAUCUAGGACCAAAUGUUGAAGUCUUGGAAUUGGGGAUAUGGUCCUUUUUGUAAAUUAGUUACCUGUCUGGACAUGGUGGGGCAAUCAACCAUACUAUCCAUUUUCAGAUUCCUUGGUUCCCCUUUGGAGACAUUAUGGCGGGGAAACCAGAAUAUCCACAUUGCUCAAGGAGACUAAAUUCGAUAGAUGGAGAUUAGACUAAUCAACGUGUUUCCCCGGGGGUGCUGCCUCCACCAAUAACCUUUUUUCUGUUGUGCAUAUCCCUAAGGCAUAACCUAACAAGACUCGACACAGCAAUUUGUUUUUCUCUUGGAAUGCUAGUAUACUUAAGUUUGUAAUGUACUGUGGGUGUAUGGAGCAGGGGAUCUGUUAUGGUAUGCAUUUAAAGAAGACUAGCUCUGCUUUCUUCGCAUUCCCCCCUCCCUUCCCAUUAAAUAGGUUGAUACACUGCCUGGGAGUCCACACUCUGAGCAUCUCGGAGGAAAGUUCACGGUUAGAUUGUGUAUGCCAGUUAAUGAAUACAGAGCAGCGUGCACUUUAACCACUGUCACUGGGGCCACAGAAAUAGAAGUCUAUGACCCUGAAUGGAGCGUGAGUCUAUGACCCUGAAUGUUCUGUGUCAACCCUGACAUAGACACAAUAAUACUCCUAUAGAAGCAAUACAAUGUUUUUGUUUUUUUGUGUCCCUCCCCCUCCUCUCGCAAUAUUUUUAGUUUAGGGUUUUUUUUUUCUUCUUGCCUUGAUUUUUCCUAUUCUACCAUGUAUGGCACAUAUAUUCGUAUUUGAUUAUUCAUUAAGCUUCAAACUGUAGUACUUUGGAAGCUGAAUUGCAAAAAACUAAAACGCUGAUAUGGGAAAAAAAAUCUUCAACUUGGAUAUUCUAAUUUUUCCAGUUCAGUUUAUAUAUAUAUAUAUAUAUAUAUAUAUAUAUUAUUAACAACAAUGAGUCUAUAAAACAAUACUAAUAAUAAACCAAAAAACAACAACAUUUUAAUAAGAGAUAAAAUUGAUGGGGGGCAAGUUAAAAAUAAAUUAAACAAUAAAAUAAUAUUUAUAUAUACAAUCAUCCAUAAAAAGUUAAAUAUGUUUAGUCAUUUAAUAUAUCCUAUUUACAAAAUGAAAAAAGUUAUUACAAUAUUAACAUAAUUUAUUUACAUAAUUUGAUCAGAUGGGUUUCAUAUUGUUAAAUUAUAUUUACUUGUGAAACUUUCUCCCCCACCCCCCCAUUCAUUCCUUUCUGAAUAUGUAUGGUAAAUCAAUUCAUGUUUACUAUCUAGAAUGGAAUAUAGAACCUCCUUAUUGUCUGGCAAAUCACUAUUUUUCCCAGUAUCUAGUUAUGGUGGUAAUUGCAGCAAUUAGCAUAUCCUAGCAUUCUGUUUUGAUAAUUUGGUAGGUGAUUUGGAAGUGCCAAAGGUACACGUUUUGAUCAAAAUAAAACGUUAACAAAAUUUUGAAUUUAAACAAAAAGUUACUUAAUAGGUGAACACCAGUUAUAGUGGUGAAUUACCUCUAAAGUUGGAGAAUACCACCAAAUAAAACUACCAUAACCACUUUGUCACUGCAAGAAUAGCCGCCACCCACGGUUAAAGAAAAUACAAGGUAUAGGUGUCUAUUGAAUAGAUCAAUAGUAUUAACAGGACUUAGUGGAAAUGGAACUCAAGGAUAAAGAUGUGAAAAUAUCUUAAUAGAUUGUAGAAUAUAAAUGUAUCAGCUGAUCGGAUCAAUACCUCCCAUGUGAAAGGGUAGAGGAAACCGAAAAUCGCUGAAAAAAUAAUAUAGUAAUGGUUCUAAAACGCCAAUGUAAGAGAACCAAUACAAAGAGAAAUAUAAUAAAAUAAGUCCGAAAAUAAAUUACUCAUACCCCAUAGGGGAUUAAAAAUCCUUAAAGGACCACUAUAGUGCCAGGAAAACAUACUCUUUUUCCUGGCACUAUAGUGCCCUGAGGGUGCCCCAACCCUUAGGGUCCCCCUCCUGCCUGGCUCUGGGGAGAGGAAAGGGGUUAAAACUUACCUUUCUCCAGCGCCGGGCGGGGAGCUCUCCGCCUCCGAUCCUCCUCCCUUUCGCCUGAAUGCGCACGCGCGGCAAGAGCUGCGUGCGCAUUCAGCCGGUCUCAUAGGAAAGCAUUUACAAUGCUUUCCUAUGGACGCUUGCGUGUUCUCACUGUGAUUUUCACAGUGAGAAUCACGCAAGCGCCUCUAGCGGCUGUCAAUGAGACAGCCACUAGAGGCUUUGAGGGCUGGAUUAACCCAUUUAUAAACAUAGCAGUUUCUCUGAAACUGCUAUGUUUAUAAAAAAAAAAAAGUUAACCCUAGCUGGACCUGGCACCCAGACCACUUCAUUAAGCUGAAGUGAUCUGGGUGCCUAGAGUGGUCCUUUAAAAUGGUGUCAAUUAUAUAGUGUUGCAGACAGAGUGCUUAUUACAAAAGAUUUAAUAACACAUUAAUAUAUAUAAAAUAUAUAUAUAUAUAUAUAUAUAUAUAUAUAUAUAUAUAUAUAUAUAUAUAUAUAUAUAUAUAUAUAUAUAUAUAUAUAUAUAUAUAUUAGUACUGACAGUAUUAAUGUGCCAAUUUUUUCACUUGGGACAUUCUGUUCAUUUUUACUUAUGCGUGUGUAUAUACACACACACAAUAGAUUAACCCCUUGCACUCCAACUAAAAUUUUUUUAUUAAAUACCCGGUGCCCAGUAAUCACAAUACAGAAAAAUAAAAAAAAAUACCGGCACUCUAGGUUUUCUUCAUCCGAUUGGAUUUAUGAAUCCAAAGAUGUCAACGUUUCAGCUCCCGGUCGGAGCUUUCAUCAGGACACAUGAAAUGUUGACAUCUUUGGAUUCAUAAAUUAAAUCGGAUGAAGAAAACCUAGAGUGCUGAUAUAUAUAUAAUUUUUAUUUUAUUUUUUUAUUUUUUCUCUCUAUCGAUCUAUCUGUAUGUGUCUAUAUGCAUAAGUAAAAAUUAACAGAAUGUCCCAAGUGAAAAAAGCAAAGAAUACCAGGUAUGUAGACUGAGGGUCCAAUAUUUUUCGUAACUCUCUCUCACCGGCCGGAUAAAUGUGAGUGUGGACCUCCUCGUGCUGUAUCAACACUAGCUAUCAGUCGCGUGCGUUCCACUGCGGCUCUGCAUGCGUUCCAGUCUAUCACAGUGUAGGAUGCUGCCUUACGCGUUUCGUAAUCAUAGGAUCACUUCAUCAGAGGAUGGCAUCCUGAAUUCUUCACUGUUAUAUACUAUUCAGUCUGAUCAUCAUACUCCAUAGUUAACCCUUUGUGUGCUAAUGCAUUCUGACGCAUAUCUAGUCAGGGACUUUAUCUCAUGGAUACGUCUAAAUAGUAUUAACAGUAUAUCAAAAAAUAUUUAAAACUACAUGCAAAUAGAAAAUAAUAUACAAAUUAAAUAUUACCUUAAUGUUAACAUGCUCGCUGUGUUAAGCUUUCUACAUACCCUAUAUAGAAGGUACGGUCACAUAAAGCAACCUUCACAUCAAAAACUGCAUUAUCAUAUGAAAAUGCCUACAUUUAUAAUAAAAGAAAUAGGAAAGGUCUCUGUUAAUAGUGUGCUUUUCACAAGUUUGUAAAUAAACAAAUCCUUACAUCAGAAUUGCACAGAACAAGUUGCUUAAUAGAUCUCCUACGUGAUUUGACAUAUAGAAGCUGCUUUGUUGCAAACACAACCUGUUUGUAGUCUCUCCGAUUGUUAGCAGCCAGGUUGUAAAUUAAACAUUGCUCACCCCAUACUAUUGGGGCUGAGACUCUGCACAUACAUUUGGUAAGAAAGUCUUGGCAUGUGCUAAAACCUUAAUAAAAUAACUCUGUGACACCAUUUCUGUUGGAGUAUAAAGUCCACAGCUUUAUUAAAAAUUUUAAUUCAACAAUUUAACAAUUUAGGGUCCUUGUCACAAGUAUUAAUUAUGUCCGACCUUCUUGCCCAAUACCCCCGACAAUGACCCUACCAAAUAACAUAAUAAAACAUUCCAAUAAUACAUAACGUUUAACUCAUGGCCUACCAAAGAGGCCCCAUAACCAUAUGUUUAACUGUAGGGGUGUACCCAGACACCCCUACACCCCCAGAUUCGUAGCCACCAACGAGCUAGAACCUACAAACCAUUUUCCACUCCGGCAUAGUCCAGCCUAGACCUUGGCCUGCCCACUUCCUAUUCCACCUAAAUCCUCUUUAACCCAGGCCCUAUUCCGCCACAGCACAUGACUUGACCCCCUCAAGAACAUGAGCGACCCCCACCACACAAAAACAGGGCCUGUGCAAUACCAUCCUGAAAACCCAAAUUAAGUAAAUCCGAUCCCACGUCGGAUAGAUGAACCCCAUCCUUCCUAAAAUACCCGGGCAGCAUACAUUCCAACUCCUUGUGACGCACAACUACGCCACCCAUCCGCCUCACGAAAACCGCCAUGGUCUUAUUGACCUUACCCCUACUUCGCGCUAUCGCAGCCGAAUCCCUGGCGUGUCUCCAAUUAAAGCGAGGCACCAUUUCGGACCAGACCACUACCACGCCAGGAACCAGCUUACGUAGCCGAUCCAGAUCCCUCUUCAUCCUCCUCAACAGUUCCCGCUGCGGGAUCAAGCCUAAAUCGUUCCCCCCACCAUGAACCAGAAUUACGUUAGGGACUGACCCCCAUGCCAGCCUAUUGAACAGUUCCUUACUGAUGCUCUGCCAACCGAAACCCCGGAAACCCAACCAAGUGAGAACCACCGCCUCCACCGGGAAGCCCAGUUGUGCUCCGUCUCUUCUCAUCGCGGCCCUCCUCCGCGCCCAAUAAACGUAGGAAUGUCCGAUCAGCCAUACCAAACGACCUAAAAGAAAUAGAACAGUGAACAGCAGAGCCCUUAACAAACCACGCCCCAGUCCCCUUUUACACCAACUUGUCCGGUCUAACGUAUGAGCGGAACCGAAUGGACUCCCAUCUUCUUAUCUGUUUGAUCCGCUCGUCUCCCAGACCUAACCGAGCCGCCUCCGUUGCGGCCCCAAUUCUAAACGAAUGUGUCCCGAAAUGCAUGGGUUCCAGGCCCAGCUUACCCAAUCCUGCACGAAAUAUCCUAACGAACUGAAAACGGGACAAAGCCUUACCGUCCGCAUGGAUGAAGAAACAGCCUUCCUUCUCGGGGCGGACUUCCAAGAAUUCGGCGCCACAAGCCACUGGGCAAACCCUAGACCCUGGCAAUUUGAACAAUGUUACCAAGCUUCCUUUGCCGAAUAUGUCCGUCUUUGAGCGGCACAACUUGACCUGUACCUUAUCUUCACCAAUGGUCACAUCCCCCAACCGAAUCCCACCAACCCCUGCUUUGUUGGUGCUAAGCAGCUCCCCAAUACGGAAUGCCCCGAAGAAUGCCCAGACAAACGCCCCGGAAAACAACACAACUUCAUAUUUGGAAUAACAUAAUGCCGGUAGAACCUCCACUAGUCCUUGCAGCACCGCGAAUGACACUGGCCUCCUCGUAUCCACCGAUUUCUUACCCCUCCGAAAACCUCUUAUGGCUUGCCUGACCAAGAAAUGUUUCGUUAUAUCCUCCCAUCCAUUAAACUUAAAUAGGAAGGCCAACGCCGACAUGUGCCUGUCAACCAUAGCUGGUGAAGCCUUCCUGGCAAAUAGUCGACACAGUACCCAUAACAGUAUAUCUAACCGAUGUUCCUCUGAACAGUCCCCUCCCACUUGUGCCACCGACUCUUCCCAUUCGUGCCAAACCUUCACAUAUGCCGCCCAGGUGCCCGGUGCCAGGGAAUUCUUUAUGAACUCCCCAAGCAUGAUGUCCCGAGCUGCUACAUUUCUGCCGGACAUGCCAAUCCUUCCUCUUGUGCCUCCGGCGCUGCUUCCCGAAAACGUUCCCACUGUGAACGAGAAAGCGCAUCAGCCACUAUAUUCAAGAAACCUGGAACAUGCCUUGCCCUGAACACUAUUGCUAGACAUACAUAAAAGUACCAGGUGCCUUAAUAACCGUAUCACUGCAGGAGAUGAUGCCGACAACCCAUUGAUAGCCUGGACCACUGCCAUGUUAUCUGAGUAAAAUACUACUUUUUUGUUUGCGAGCUGCUUUCCCCAUAACGCCACCGCUACUACCACCGGGAAAAAUUCUAGGAACGCGAGGUUCCUUAUCAGCGAGCUCGUCUUCCACUCCGCCGGCCACUCCUCGGCGCACCAUUGCCCCGCUAAAUAAGCCCCAAACCCCACGCUCCCGGAGGCGUCUGUAAACAAGCCUAUGUCCUUGGAGGAAACUCCCGGCUCCCGAAAAAACACUAUACCGUUAAAUUCCCUUAGAAACCUUUUCCAAACCCCCAGGUCCGCUCUCAUAUCCACCGAAACUUUCACGUAAUGAUUCGGCAACCGCACACCGCUCGUCGCCUGGGCCAGCCGUCGACAAAAAACUCUGCCCAUCGGAAUCACCCUGCAUGCAAAAUUAAGACUCCCCAAUAGCGACUGCAGCCCUCGCAAAGUCACUUUUCUCGCAUGCCACGCUGUGUCCACUAGCUGACAAAGCUUAAGUAGCUUGUCCGCGGGCAGUCUGCAUUCACCUUUUACAGAGUCAAUCUCCAGGCCGAGGAAACUAAGGCAUGAGGUGGGGCCAACCGUCUUAUCCCCUGCCAAAGGAACCCCAAAAGAGUGUGCUAUCCAUUGAAACACCCUCAAUAUCUGGCCACACCGCUCAGAUCCUUCCGGCCCUACACACAAGAAAUCAUCGAGGUAAUGCACGAUUGAUCCCCCAGCCGACUCCCGUCGUACCACCCAUUCCAAAAAGGUGCUAAACUUUUCAAAAUAGGAACACGAGAUGGAACAGCCCAUCGGUAAACACAGGUCUAUGAAGAAACCCCCUUCGAAGAAGCACCCCAAAAGGUGGUGACAACCCGGAUGAAUGGGGAGCAGCCGAAAUGCUGCUUCCACGUCCACCUUUGCCAUCAGUGCACCGUGUCCCGCUCUCCGAACCAACUCGACCGCAUGAUCGAAUGAUGCAUAGGAUACGGAACACAGCGCCGCGUCGAUAUCAUCAUUUACCGAUGACCCCCAUGGGUGCGAUAAGUGAUGUAUCAGGCGAAAUUUCCCUUCCUCCUUUUUAGGGACCACCCCCAGCGGAGACACCCUUAAAUCUUCUAUCGGCGGGGACGGAAACGGCCCCGCCAUCCUCCCCAUCUGGACUUCCUUCAUUAAUUUUUCCCGCACUACCCCCGGGUGGUCCCGGACUGAUUUAAGGUUUGCACACAUGGUUCCCGGACCUUUGACCUUGAAUGGGAUAACAAAACCCUCUGUAAACCCCCGCCAUGAGAACCUCGCCUCUUCCUGAUUACCGUACUGCCUUAACCACGGCAGCAUCGCGCCGACCUUCACCGGCGACAUUCCCAAUCGCCACCGCCGUGGCUGUUGUCCCUGCUGCACCCCCGAAGUUAGAUGUUUCCUUUCUUAAAACACCUGUUGACUCCAUGAUUUCCCCCGCAUCCGGAACAUUCAUGUUUAAAUCUACACGAUGCCCCCCAUUUGCACUGCCCUUCAUUGAACAGCCAACAGAACCCCUUCUUCUGUCAGGCCGGUACAGUGCUUCCCGUGGCCGUACCGGCCGUCCCUUGAAAGGGCGCAUUUUUCUGGGCCAUCAUUAUUCUCAUCCAUAAAGGCAGGUCCAUCUGAUCCCACCUCAUACUCGGAUUCGCUGCCAACCGUUGGCGGAAUUGUUCGUCGUACCGCCACCAUGCUAAUCCCCCAUAAAUCCGGUAAGCGUCCCCUAUCCCGUCCAAAUAACAAAACAGCUGCGAACAUCGUUCUGGGUGCUUUACCCCGACUACGCUCGCCAAAAUACAGAAGGCUCUGAGCCAAUUCCCAAAAGUCUUGGGUAUCUUCCGAUACCGCCGCUUUUUCUCCUCUUCUUCUUUUUUAGCGUCCUUCUUAUCCUCUUCCUUCAAGUCGAGAAAUUCCUCGAGUGGAAGUAAGGAGAAGAUUUCCAUGAAUUCCCCCUUCCCAAUUUUUUCUUUUACCUCCGCUUUCAGGUGACAUCCUAGUGGUCCCGCGAAGGACACAUGCACGUUUUGCCGUGCCACGUCCGCUAUCUCACCACCCCCGACCACCUGUUGGCCAGACCCGACUGCCUUUCCGGUUCCUGACUCACCGUCCCCCAUUUCGACGGCACCCGACUUGUGUGUCACCAUCCUCUCCGCCCCUUGUUCUUUAUCUCCCCCGUCCUCUGGCGACCAUACCCUACCAAACUGCGGGGUUGACCCCUCAUCUCCCGCCCAGGAGUUAAUGAAAGAUUUUAAGCAACCCAAUAAGGACCCAGUGUGUGGUGUACUUCGUGACUCACCGCCAGUGCCCCCGACCGUGGCCGGCCGCAGGGUUGCUGUCCUUCCGUCCGCCAUUUCAGGCUCCGGAGACUCCUGUUGCCGCCGACUCCUUUCCGCCUGGCCUCUCCUCGGGACCGUAGGUGUCACGCUCCUCGACCUGCCGGGAAAAUAUAACCUGGGUAGUCUGUCCACGUGUUGUCCUACCCGCCUUUCCUCCCGGCGUUCCUUCCUCCUGUCACUAUCGCUAUGCUGUCUCGCUGCCUGACCGUCCCGGCCGUAAGACCUCCUCUGCUGGUCCUUUAAACUCCCGCCCGAUGAACUGGAAGCACUGCGCCUACAUCUUAGCCUCCGUUCCCUGGUGCAUGACCUCUGCCUGCUCCGGUGGCUCCUGGACUGGCUCCUGUCCCUGCUCCUCCCCUGCUCUGCUGACCUCCUCUGGGUGCUGCUCCUGUCCCCUUCACUGCGCCGCUCGCUACUCACUCCUCGCCUCCUGGCCCAGCUCCUGUCCUGCUGCGCCUGAGAGCGGCCCAUAGGGGGCUCCCGCUCGCCUCUGACCCCUCUGCAUGUCUCCUUCCUCCUCAGCCCCUGCGGCUCCUCCAUGUCCCUGCAACCUCCUGUCGCUGACCUGCCGUCUCCUCUCCUCUCAUCCCAACAACUUCCUGAGGGCAGGGAUUCACCCCCCCUCGCAAUUCCCGUCUGCCCGGAGACGCUGCUGCCCCUGUCACCGCUACCUGUCCUGGACCUAUUCCCUGUGAGGGUUAAGCCCGUCACUGACCUGCCAUCUGCCUCUCCACCUGUCACCUGAGGGGGCGCUGGCGUCGAGCUGUCCUCAAGCACCCCAUCCUCCUGCCCCUCAGUAUCGCCACUAGGGGCGGACUCACCGGGGCGCUGAAGUUCCGGACCAUCACGGCCCUGCUGCCUGGCUGCCAUCCCAGCUGUACAGGAUCCAGCCGUGUCCUUCUGCCUCCCGCCCGCAGACUUGCGGCGGGGCCUUCUCCCACCGGCGGGCUUCCGACUAGCGCCCGCCCGGCGCACUCCGACUCUUGAGGCCCGUCCUUCCGCCUGGGCCGCCUUUUCCCCACUUUGCGGCGCUGGACUCCUCCUCCUCCUCGCCGCUGGCGGUGCUCCCGGGCUGAGUCGUUGGGGCGGACGUGCCCUCCUGGUCGGCCUCCUCUCCGACACCGCAGUGGGGGGAGCAGACGUGCUCGGGACCCCCAGUUGAUCCUGCAGCCACGCCAUCCCCUUCUCUUCCACCAUUCUUCUCACACCAGCCAAGAUUUCUUCGGCAGAAGCCAUCCCUGCAAGAAAAAGAACAGACCACACAAACCUGACAAGUAUCAAGUAAGUGUGAUUUUGAUUAAAAAGGCCAGCUCACCAAAUUGGCUGUUAUUUAAACCCUUAUUCUCCUCCCCUCCUGUCCAGACAUUACUUUUCCACACCCCUUGACCUUAACUUCACCUGCCAACUCUCUGGCCCUGUCAAGGCCCACUCCCCUCAUGUGUUGCUCCAUGGGCUUCAUUCUGGCAUGAGGGGUUGUGGCUUAUGGUGCAACAUUUUGCAAAACCAUUAAUUUAGUUUAUGCAAAAAAUGCAGCAUACUAAUGAUGCCAAAAUUGAUCAAAUACAUUACAUUUGUAUUGGGCCCAGAUUAUCCCUUUAAUUGUAUGGCUUUCAAACCGUCCAUAAUAGGAUUGCAUAGUGUGAGUAUGCCCUGCUUACACGCUACCUACAGAAACUUGAACAGCCAUAACCUCAUAGUGCAGGCUUGUGAUAUAGUUUCAACAGUAUUUGCUGGAGCAAUAUUAAACCAUAUGAAGGGAGACCAGGAAUUCAGACAGAAACACAGGCAUUUGGAGUGUCCUUGAAGAUGAAAGCCCUCCCCUUCUUACCCUGCACAGACUUUGUGACUGUCCAAUCAGACUUUCCAAUGCAGCUCAAUGAGAAGUCUUUGUAAGGCAGUUGCUCGGAGCAAUUGAUGCCUUUUGAGUUUAACUCCAUCGCGGUAACCAAACCAGGAAGUAACAAGACUGUCCAAGUGACAGCUAGGGACAGGGUUAAUUCAUAAGUUCUAAAUUCUAUUGAAAUUGCACUUAUUUGAAACGUGUGUGUGUGUGUGUGUGUGUGUAUAUAUAUAUAUAUAUAUAUAUAUGUGUGUGUGUGUAUAUAUAAAAACACACACAGAGCAUUUCAGUGCUUUCUAGGUCUGGACUGUGGAAUGUCCCUUUAAUUCUUAACGCAUUUACUAUAACUUAAAAAGCAAACUAAAGUUUUACCACCGGCACACAAACAAGUUAGCUCCCAUAUGUAUGUUUUUAUUUGUUGCUAUUGUUGUGUUUGGUUUUUUGGGCUUAAACCCUCCCCAUACCUCCUAAUUCCAACAGUCCAAGAAUCUGCAUACCAGUGAGAGGGGACUAAAAGGGGUGGUCCAAUGACAUGAUUGUCACUGGUUUUGCCCCAAACGUGGUGCUCCAGCCCUGAAAGUGACAGGUCAGCAUGCACACCAGACAGCCUUCCAAUCAUUUAAGUUAGCCCACUGCUUCAGUGCUUCAUGCCAGGUCCAGAGCGCAGCUAAUGAGCCACUCUCGCUAUGCUUGUGGGAGACAGUUCCCUGGUGUCCCCAAAUGCUGGACACCAGGGAACUAAGUUGGGACUGGACCCGCAAAUUGAGACUCUCAAGGCAAAAUCGAGUCCGUUGGGACACAUGCCAUCCUUUGUUCCUUCUCUUUCAACUAAGAUGAUGAUAAAUAGCUAAGUAAAUCAUUUUAUACACCUUUUUGGAGGAGGCCAAAUAAAUUAAUUGGCAGGAAAACACAUACUUGCAUUUCUAAUUUUAGUGUUCCUUUCAAUCUUCCACAUUUCCUUUUUCACUUACUGUAGUAACCCACUAUUAAUUGACUUCCCUGGUGCAGGUACUGGUGCAUGUAUGUUUAGAGCCCAAGAAAAAGUGAUUUAAAAUGGCUUUUCUGAAUGCAUAGGAAAAAACUAUUAUAGAAGGAAUGUCAUGACUGACAUAUAAAUCCUUGAUUUAGCAAUGUUACCCAGACACAAUGUCCAGUAUGAGUUUGUUAGAAAAUCAACAUAUUCUACUAACAAUAAUAACACAGGUCUGAUAAGAAUGUCUAAUGUUUUUACUGGAAAGUCUACGGAUAUGUCUGUGUUUGCAUGUUUUGAUGCAUAUCCUUUUUGUGCAAUGGCACACACAUGGCAGACCAGGGUGGGGUUGUAAGAUCUGUUUUUCUUUUUAUUGUUCUUAACAUUUCCUCUUUCUCUUGCUUUAAUUUCCCUAGCUGCUUUUUAUGGAAGAAGACAAUGUUAUAGGGUUUGUAUUAAAAGCAGUCUCGUCAUCCUCUUGCUUUCAUUGUUUCAUUGUUUUAAUAUAGAUGAUCUACUGUUAUUUUAGAUUAAAAGGCCUAGGGCCACUCAUGCAGUCUUUGGUACUCUGGGCACCACAACCACUACAUCAUGCUUCAUCAUAACUGGCAAUGUGUUGAAGAACAUGCACAUUGGUAGUUCAAAAUGCUAUCUUUUUUUUUUUUCAUUUUAUUUUUUUUUCAUUUUGUUUCCUUGCCUUUUAUCAUUGGUUGAACCUGCAUGCUGUAUAAAUGCGUGAGAAAGUGAUCAAUGGUGCAGAUGCUAAAUGAGUCACUGCACUUGAAUAUACAUAUCACCUUGCUAAGACAAGGAUUAUUAAAUCUUAUACCAGAAAUGGCUAACCAUUGGGUACCCAAGCUACAGUCCAAAACCACCAGAGUAUCAAAGAUUAGUCAUCACUGUUUUCUGCAAUUUGACGAAUGUAAGCUGCAUGCGAUUUGCUAAAUAUCAUGCACAUUCCGCUAGCAUCUAAGUUCUUCUUUGCUGUGCCCUGCAGAGAGAUGCAGUUGGUGGCUCUGCUGAGAGAGGAUUAGACCCACCUGGUUUUACUGGAUCUCUGGAGAGCUGGACCUGGAGAUCUCCUCUGCAUCCAACCAACAGCAGCAGCAUUGACUCAGGCCACCGGAGCGGACUUGUGCCAGGUAGAAAAUCAUUACAUUUUUUAUUUCUUAAAAAUGUAAAUCUUUGGCAAGAAUCUCACAAAGAAUAAUGCUGAUUUUUUUAUUUUUUUUUUAUUUUUUUUAACACAUUAAGUUAACUGCUAUACCACACCACGACCCUAUAUACGAAAAAAAUCUGACAAUCCGGAUCCUGAACGUUGCCAAACAAGUAGUCCAGAGACACCCCCACUCUCUACUUGGUUCGCUCAAAUGGAGGAAUUCCAGGCAGUGGGCACCAGUGUCCCUAAACAAACGUACUUGGCAAUAUAGUCGCACUGGCUUCUUAAAACCACAAAAACCUUUACAAACUUUACAGACCGGCUCUGCUACAGGCCACAAUAGACUGAUGAAACAAUUAUUUAAAAAAAAAAAAAACACACACACAUUUUCUUUUACUCUCCUCCUCAUAACCUCCUUCCUCAAAUGUAUUCAGACGAACUUGAAAUGUGGAUAUAUGUAACGACCAAGUCCCAAUACUUGUUACUCAUGCGAAACAUACAAAAAAAAACCCACAAAUUGAGUAUAUUCAUCUUGGGACACUGUCAAUUAAUCCACUGGAACCUUCGUUAACCUGUUGGUUCAAAACAGUCCUAGGAUUACACAGACGUUGGUAGGGCUUUUGCUGAGAGAUCCUCUUUAACCAGUCUAGGGUUCCUGUGUCAUUCUUACUGUUGCUUUAAUAUUGGUUUAGUGUUUUAUCCUGUCUUCCAGGUCUGAUUGCAGCCGCAAUCUUUAUUGUGUUUCUGCUCUGCCUGUACACAAUCCUGUGGAGAUGUAUGGUGUCACAAUCAAAAAGGUAGGUUUACCAGUCACGGGGUUCUGAAAGGAUUAGCAAUAAGAAAUGAGAUCACCCUUGUUAUUGGAUGGAAGGAGUAGGGGGGGGUGGAUGAGUGGGCGUAUUGUAAUGUGCUGCAGUAUCUCAGAGACUUUGGUCAGCAGAGUGCCAUUACAUUUGUUUAGCAGGGGCAGCUUUAGGCAUCUACAUUUUGUCAUUGCUUGCACAUCUAUCACUGCUCCCUUGUAGCUCUAUAACUAAUAUUUUGCUCAUGAUUAAUACACCAGUAACCAGGGAGAGUGGAGGAUUUUUAGCUAAACCGUGCACCCGCCACCUAAAAAGCAUCUUCACCGGUGCAUAUCUUAACCCCCCUUUUGAAUUUUUUACCCACUUUUGUGUUAUCGAUCUGUUAUUUUGAAUGUCUUACUCCCUUUUGCGUAUUUUAUUCCCCUUUUGUCUUACUUCCCUCUCCCUUUCUGUGUCGUACACCACACCUUUGUGUCUCUCCUCCCCUCCCCCCAGCCCCUUUGUGUCUUUCUCCUUCCUCUAGUCACUGUGUGUGUCUCUCUCUCUCUCUCUCUCUCUCUCUCUCUCUCUCUCUCUCUCUCUCUCUCUCUCUCCUCCAUCCCAGCUCCUGUCUCUUACUCCACCUCUCCAGCCCUUUUUGCACAUCUUUCUCUCCUUCCCCAGCCACUCUCUCGUUGUCCCCCCCAGUCCUUUUUUGUGUUACUUUGUCCCUAUCUAGCCCUCUCUCCCCUCCUCACGGAGCGCACCUAAAGGCUUCCUGUUAGAACACGUAGAGGAUACAGAAGAUCCUCUACCAGGUUCCGCGCUUCCUCGCUACAAGGAGUGACCGACAGGAGGGGGAGUGCUGUGUACUCCCCUCUUGCCAGUUACCUGGUAAUUGCACUCAGCAAUGUCCUCCUGUGCUGCCUUAGGGUUGUGCAGGCCCUGCCAGGAACAAUGGUUCCUCAACACACUAAAGCAGUGUAAAUGCUUCUUUUGAGUAAAAUAUUCAACUAGAUGAACAGGACAUUUUGGUGACUGGCUUAAGUAGAGGGAACUAUAAGGAGGGUUAAUGAGAUAACAUCUGCUGGAAUGCAGGUGCACAGUAUCUACAAAGUAUCUACUCUAUAAAAAUUGGAAAUUGACUCUUGACACAUACAUACAUAAACACACUGUAUGUACAAACGUGCUCCAUUCCCAUACACUGACACUGCACACCAGAAAAAUUGCUGCGCACAGGUGUUUGUAAUGGAGAGUAACUUCUAGGACUGGCUAAUAGCUCAGGAAAUUGAAUUUUGAGCUCUGUGUGUACAAAGAGUGUGAGUUUAUUCCUGUUUCUGGAUUUAACCUCCAGGCAUCGAAAGCGUCUGCAGAGAGCAAAGAAUAGCAAACGAACACUUCCUCAUAAGCCUGUCUGUGCUGUGUGAUGUGCGGACUGACCCCCUCAAUGUGUGACAUUAUCUACUGAACUUUGCACCAUGACCAUUGCAAGACCAUGGAACCCUGCAGACCUCUCUAACAGCAUAUGCCAAGUUCUGUGCAGCCAUGUCAUUGCGGGAAAUGUAAUGCCACAAUCACGGCUUGAAGCAAAAGGCAAUAACCACUUUCUAGUAUUGCCUGCAAAGCAGGUUUAUAUGUUUUUGUAUGUAUGUAUUUUGAUUUCCAGAAUAUAAUGGAUAUUUAUUUUUAGAGCUUUAUAGACCCUUCACAGAUUGUGGAAGGCUACAGAGCGUUUGCACCUUCUCAACCCCUUUGCAGAGUGCUGCUACUAUGUAAAUAAAGACUUGAUUUGUGCCAAAA